Messenger RNA from Vidua macroura (Pin-tailed whydah), 900 nucleotides. RefSeq names its product proline-rich protein HaeIII subfamily 1-like. The record is from RefSeq and is a predicted model, not a curated record. Lineage: Eukaryota; Metazoa; Chordata; Aves; Passeriformes; Viduidae. Bases 1 to 900 code for a protein of 299 amino acids. The transcript has a single exon.
AUGACCUGUCGGUGCAGCGCCCGCUGCCAGGGCGCCAUCUCCGCCCACUCCUCGGGGGAGAAACGCACGGCCACCUCCUCGAAUGUCACCUCGGGGGGCACCCCCUGGCAGGGACAGCGGGGGGCUCAGGGGGGCCGCGGCACCGCCCCUCGCUGGGCACGCCCAGGGCGCCCCCCCGGGCUCUGCGUGCCCGAGCCCCCGCUAAUCCCCACCGGAGGCGUCGGGACGGCCCCGCCGCCCCCCCCACCCUCCGCAGGGACCCCCGGAGCCCCCCCCCCGCCCCGGGGCAGGACGCGGCGGCCGCUGCCUCCCGAGCCCCCGGGCACGGCCCGGGCUCACCCGCUGCAUGGCCGGGCGGGGCCGAUGGCGGCGGCGGAAGGGGCCGGGCUGGGGGGGCGGCACGAGGGGGGGAAGAGCACCGGAACCGGGUGUUGGGGGCGCCGGGGGGCCCCCGGGCGAGGAGGGGCUCUGCCGGUGCGGCGGCGGCUGCACCGGUGGGUGCCGGGGUCCGGCCCCUUCCCCGUGCCCGGUGGGCCCGGGAUCCGGCCCCCUCCGCACGAACAGCGUCACCCACCCCCCAAACGGGGCUCCCCGGGGACACCGCCCCCGUCCGAGUCUGCCCCCCGCCAAAUCCCGAGGAACCGGCCGGGUGACUCCGGGGAUCCGGGCGCUCCGCACUGCAGGCUCCCACACCGGCGGACCCCAGCCCGAAGGGUCCCACACCGCGUGUCAGCCCCCCGGGACAGGGACACCGGGGUCCCCCCGGGUCCUGCCCUGCAGCCCCUGUGCCCAAACCUCCCAGAACCCACCCGGGUGGCACCGGGUGUCCCCAGCCACACGCCUGGCCAGUGGCACAGGGUGUCUGUGUCCCAGUCGGUCCCCAGUGAAGCCCCAGUGUGA